Molecule: messenger RNA, 929 nt
Organism: Asparagus officinalis (garden asparagus)
Lineage: Eukaryota; Viridiplantae; Streptophyta; Magnoliopsida; Asparagales; Asparagaceae
Product: PGR5-like protein 1B, chloroplastic
Exons: 7
Coding region: 1-735 (244 amino acids)
Biological process (GO): photosynthetic electron transport in photosystem I
Cellular component (GO): chloroplast thylakoid membrane
Molecular function (GO): oxidoreductase activity, acting on iron-sulfur proteins as donors
Source: RefSeq, a predicted model, not a curated record
AUGACGCUGAAUAAUUAUAUGCUGACAACUUUACUGCUAGAAUCACAUUUGAUUCUCUACGCCAAUCUCAUCUGUCGCAUACUCGCCCGAUAUUCCUAUUAUAACGGCGAGCCAUUAAUUGUUGAUGACAUGUUUGAUAAAGUUGAGCUAAAACUACGACUCUACGGUUCAAAAUCUGUUGUAAAGUAUCCUCGCUGUAGUCUCAGACGUCAAUCGACAUAUGCAGAUGCUGAGGAGGACCGCUCACAAGUUAUUGCAUUAGCAAGCGUUUGGAUCUUACUAUUUGUUUUUGGAUCUGCUGCUAUUCUUGUUCCUAUCAUUUACGCUAUCGGCCAAGCUCUUGAUGAUGCUAUCCACUCGAGAUAUUUCUUUCGCAGCGAUCAAUCUCCAUCUGACGCGCUUAUGAUGUUAAAUGUUGCUCUGUUCAUUGGACUAGGUUAUUUGGUUGGUUAUCCCGUUGCAUCUGCUUCUGUUGAAGCACUGACAGGCCUAUGGAGGAAUGACUUGGUUGCGUUAAAAGGCUCAUGUCCAAAUUGCGGCGAGGAGGUCUUUGCAUUUGUCAAAGCAGAGAAAUCAAACUUGCAUCCUCAUGACACAGAGUGUCAUGUAUGUGAGAGUUCCUUGGUGUUUCGCCCCAAAGUAGAGCGAUCUGUCUGUAAACCUGGGCGACGUUGGGUGUACGGUCGCAUUUACCUUGUUUCACGAGCCACUCCAAAAAAUCCGAGGAAAAUGUGAGGGCCAGUCAAUGAAAAUACGGCCGAAAGAUAUCACAAUGUACAGCAUCAUUCUUUUCUUUUUGACAAACUGUAUACAAAAAAGCUGUUCAGAUAUGAUCAGUUCUGAUUGUUGUACCAAGGAUUUGUGGAUUUAUUAAAUCUCUUGAAGGAAUUUUGCGUGCCCUUCAAUGCUAUGCUAAGCCGUAGAAAACA